AUGGCAGGCUCAUCGCAGCAGCACAGCGCAUCACAGCAAGCAGCAUCAACAGCAGCAGCAUCAUCCUCCACGGCGAAGAGCCCAGGGGCGGCGGCGAGCGCAGACGGCGGGGACGAUAGCACAUCCUACAUCAAGAUGGCCGAGGUGGACACGCGGCCGGACGCGACGCUGACCGGCAAGCACUGCCAGUUCGACUACUGCAACCAGCUGGACUUUCUGCCCUUUUACUGCCAGUCAUGCCGCAAGACGUUCUGCCUGGACCACCGGACCGAGUCGGCGCACCGCUGCGAGAACGAGGGCGCCUGGGCGCAGCGACGGCGAGAGGCGCAGCUGGCCCGGCCGUCGGCGGGCGCCGGACGCACGAUGCGCGAACUGGUGGCCGAGAAGCCGUGCGCGUCGCCGGCCUGCAAGACAGUCGUCGGCACGGGACUGGUGCCGGGCGUGCACUGUUCUAGCUGCAACCGCGACUACUGCCUGAAGCACCGGCUGCGCGAAGACCACAACUGCGCGCACCUGACGCCUCUGGGCGCUCGUCCCGGUGGCAGUGCUGCCAACGGUGCCAUCACAGCGAGCGGCGCCAGGGCCAAGUCGGCCCUCGACAAGCUGCGAGCCUGGGGCGCAGCCAAGAAGGAACAGGCCGGCAAGGCCAUGCCCGUGCGAGCGUCGCCAGCAGCACAGUCGGCAGCCCAGCGCACGGCCGCCCUGGCUGAUCUCCGGAAGACGGCCAAGGGUGAUGCCAAAAUCGCGCCGGAAAAACGGGUGCACCUCUACGUCGAGGCCGAGGCGACUUCGACCCAGGCUAAGCUGCCCAAGGGCCGUUUCUUCUACUCGCGCGAUUGGGCCGUCGGUCGCGUGCUCGAUGCCGCUGCCCGCAGCCUGCAGAUCGACAACGUCAACAACCAGUCAACCAAAGAGGACGACAAGCUGCGCGUCUUCCACGUUGAAGGUGGCCGUCUGCUCGACUUUAACGAAAAGGUCGGCACUGUCCUCGCCAACGGCAACACCAUCGUGCUGCUGCGCGGCAUCGGCCCGCCGCCUGACCUGAUGGAUCUGUGA
Molecule: messenger RNA, 1056 nt
Organism: Grosmannia clavigera kw1407
Lineage: Eukaryota; Fungi; Ascomycota; Sordariomycetes; Ophiostomatales; Ophiostomataceae
Product: an1 zinc finger protein
Exons: 1
Coding region: 1-1056 (351 amino acids)
Cellular component (GO): cytoplasm
Molecular function (GO): zinc ion binding
Source: RefSeq, a predicted model, not a curated record